GGCUCAUAUGAGAAGGCAUGGAGAGCCGUCUUGGCUAAAUAAGGCUGGGUCUUGUCGUCAGUACGUGCCACAUCUGCAACAAGACUGUCAACCAUCUUCAGAAACACCUGGUCACCCAUAUGGGUCUAAAGCCAUUCAGCUGCGAAGUUUGUGGCAAGUCCUUCCCAGAAAGAUACAUCCUCACCAAACAUAUGAAAAGUCAUUCUACAGUCCGGCAUUAUGAGUGUAAACUCUGCAACAGUGCUUUCAAGAGAGGUGAUAAUCUCAAACGCCACCUCAAAGUGACUCAUAACGUUGAUCCCGAGAAAUAUGAAAUUAAAAAUAUCACAUCAACAAAAUCGAAAACCUACAUGUGUAAGAAGUGUGAUGUUAAUUUCACGGAUGAGGAUGAGUAUAAGCAACAUAAGAAAAGCCACAACGAGAAAGUGCCAGCUAUUUGCAGCAUGUGUGGGAAGCUGUUCACGAACAUGGUUCACCUCAAAAGCCACAUGAAGAUCCACGCGAAUUGGAGACCGUACAUGUGCGAAACGUGUGGAAAGACUUUCACAGAAAACAGUCAGCUGAAGAAGCACAUCCGCAUCCACACUGGAGAGAAGCCGUAUUCGUGUCAGUUUUGCGACAAAUCCUUCUCUCAAUCAUGUUCUCUAAACAACCACAUGAAGAGUCACCAGUUUGUUGGAGACACUCCCUUCAAAUGUCAUCUGUGUUCCGCAUCCUUCGCGUAUUGUGGCGAGCUGGAGAAACACAAGAGGGGCCACAUGGGGACUGAUGUGUUUGGUUGUGGCUUGUGUUGUAAAAAGUUCUCUCACCCAGAUGACCUCAAGCACCAUGUUGAUACCCAUUUGGAAAAGCCGUCUGAACUGCCAGCUGAUUUACCAAGUCAGUCUGGCGUCUCUAGUGAAAAUGUUACAACAGAGGACAUGUCCCUAUCCACCUGACUCUAUGGUUACCAUGUCCUAUGGGGCUCCUUUGGGAGGACCAACAGGAAACUUUGACAGUCAUGUCACAGGCAAUAUGACUGUAGGGGCAGACCUGAGUGGUCUGACCGGUCCUAUGGUAACAGCUCCUCCUGUUGCCAUGGUUACUGGUAUGGAACCGUGCAUGCCCCUCCCUAGAGCUAGCAUGACCCAGAGUAUGAACAUGCACCAUGUCCAGGCUUUGAUGAGAGAAGCUGAGAUGAUGAUACAAAAUGCUCAUCAGAAUCAGUGAGACAUCAAAGGUUGAUAUUGGUUGUAUUCAGUUCAUUGCUGACCACCAGGAUUGAAUAUCAGGGUUUGUCGUUACCAACCUUAUGAUAAAGACUAUGGUAUGGUGAGACAGUGGUCAAUAAAUAAACUGGUCCACUUGACAACAGACUUAGUUAUUCAGCCUGUUCUCUCUACAUUCAGUUACGAUACAUAACCUUAACACAAUUGCCACCAAAACUUAGUUUUAAGUCUGGUUUGGAUGAUGCAAUAAUUACAAAAAGCUACAUUUCAUACUUCUUGACCUUCCCUCUUUGUGUGCAGUCUAGCAAAUUCGAACAUUCUGAAUAGUUAUGAAAACUGUUUUUCCAACACUUAAAGUCAUUCUUCUGCUUUCAUGAUUAAAUGUUAAUUUAUUCAGUGAUUGUUCACUUGAA
Molecule: messenger RNA, 1621 nt
Organism: Haliotis rubra (blacklip abalone)
Lineage: Eukaryota; Metazoa; Mollusca; Gastropoda; Lepetellida; Haliotidae
Product: gastrula zinc finger protein XlCGF42.1-like
Exons: 1
Coding region: 120-938 (272 amino acids)
Biological process (GO): regulation of transcription by RNA polymerase II
Cellular component (GO): nucleus
Molecular function (GO): RNA polymerase II transcription regulatory region sequence-specific DNA binding; DNA-binding transcription factor activity, RNA polymerase II-specific
Source: RefSeq, a predicted model, not a curated record